AUGUAACCAUAAUCUAAAUAGUAGGCAAAAGAGGAGGAAUAGAAGAGGAUGGAAAAUCACAUUUUGGAGAAGUUUGAAUUGCUGGAAUUCAAGGGGAAAGGAGCAUAUGGAGUAGUUUGGAAGGCUCUUGAUCGCAAGACUAAUUAGGUAGUAGCACUCAAGAAAAUUUUUGAUGCUUUCCACAAUGACACUGAUUCAUAGAGAACAUUUAGGGAGGUGAUCUUCUUGGAGCAACUCAGGAAUCAUGAAAACAUAAUCAGAUUGACAUCUGUCAUAAAGGCAGAGAACAAUAAAGAUUUGUAUAUGGUAUUCGAUUACAUGGAGACGGAUGUGCACAAUGUGAUAAGAGGAAAGAUUCUGCAACCCCUUCACAAAAAAUAUAUAGUUUAUCAAGUGUUGAAGGGUUUAAAAUAUUUACACACUGGCGAAGUAAUCCAUAGAGAUUUGAAACCUUCCAAUUUGUUGAUCAAUUCAGAAUGCAAAGUCAAAAUAGCGGAUUUUGGAUUGGCCAGAAGUGUAGCUAAGCCAGAGGACGACACAAAUCCCAUACUCACUGAAAGUGUAGCUACAAGAUGGUAUAGAGCCCCUGAGAUAUUGUUUGGAUCUUCAACUUAUUCCAAGGCAGUUGACAUUUGGAGCUUGGGAUGCAUAGUGGGAGAAAUGUUAUUAGGAAAAGCUCUCUUCCCAGGGAGCUCCAAUUUGAAUUAGAUUGAAAAGAUAAUGGAACUCAUAGGACGACCUACUCCAGAAGACCUAGAAGCCUUAUGUGCUCCGAUGGCAGAGCACAUGAUGCAGAACUUAACAAUUAAGUAGAUGAUUGGUUUUGUGCAAACCUUUCCAACUGCUACUGAAGACGCUAUUGAUUUCCUCAAGAAGACUCUGGUCUACAAUCCAAAUAAAAGAAUGACAGUGGAGCAGGCAUUGGAACAUAGCUAUAUCAAAGAGUUUAAGAAUAAAGAGGUGGAGUCUAAGAGAGAUACACCGUUGGAAACAUUGAUGGAUGACAAUCAUAAGUAUUCAACUAAGGAUUAUCAGAAUUUUCUGUAUAGUCGCAUAGAUCAAAAAAGGAGAAUUGAAUAGAAAUAGAAGCUCAUCAAAAGUUAGAACAAUAGUGUGAAUACAAGUCUUGACAAGUCCUCAUCUCCUACUAAAAAGGAAUCUUCCACUGCAAAGAAGGAUCCUGAGAAACCCAAAGUUGAAAAUGAUAGUCAACAGCCUCAUAGAGGUCUUCAUUGGAAAUCUCAGUCCUACUCUUAAGGGUAGUUUAUGCGGAGGACUGCUUCAUAGGAGGAUAAUUAGUUUUAGGUCUCGAUGUAUCAAAGUCCCACUUAAAAGAAGCAACAGCAGAUGUUUCCAAUGGUCGAUUCCAAUAGUCCAAUGAACAAGGGGAAUAGGAGAUCUUCAUUGGACAAGAAGUUGCUGAGCACCUUGACUGCCACUCUGCAGAGUACUCUAUCUCAAUAGUAGUUUUCGAGAAAAGGAAUGCAAGCUUCAGUAUCUAAAUCGAAUGUUUUCAAUAAAUCAAUGAACACACAGUACAAUGCAUUAUUGCAGAAGAAGAAAUGA
Messenger RNA from Paramecium tetraurelia, 1566 nucleotides. RefSeq lists its product as uncharacterized. The record is from RefSeq and is a predicted model, not a curated record. Gene Ontology annotation, molecular function: MAP kinase activity; ATP binding. Gene Ontology annotation, cellular component: nucleus; cytoplasm. NCBI's taxonomy places the organism in Eukaryota, Ciliophora, Oligohymenophorea, Peniculida, Parameciidae. The transcript is spliced from 5 exons. Gene Ontology annotation, biological process: protein phosphorylation; intracellular signal transduction.